AUGGCCGACGAGAUAACACGGGCCGGCCCUACUCAAGGGCCUACAGUCAAGCAGAAUAUAGAAGCUUUGGAACAUGUAACGGCACCAGAAACUACAAGCGCAACGCUUCCUGCCAGCUCGAUGGAUCCUGCUCACCGCGCACGAGUAGAGAAGUCAUUAAAGCGUAAACUCGAUGCGCGAUGUUCUCUUUUUGUCCUCAUUUAUAUCCUCAAUUAUCUUGACCGCAACAACAUUGCGGCUGCGAGACUCAAGGGACUCCAAUCAGACUUAAAUCUCGACGAUACUCAAUACUCGACCUGUCUGAGUAUUUUAUAUGUCGGAUACAUUUUGAUGCAGGUCCCAUCGAACAUGCUCACCAACCGGAUUCAAAGACCGUCGCUCUACCUCUCUUGCGCCAUGUUACUCUGGGGCCUCAUUUCUACGCUUACCGGAAACACCAAUAAUUUUACUGGCAUGGUUCUGGUACGAUUCUUCUUGGGUUUCGUCGAAGCCGCUUUCCUUCCGGGAGCACUUCUCAUCCAAUCCAAGUGGUACACGCGAAGGGAGCUGACGACGAGAAAUGCCAUCUUGUUCUGCGGUAACAUCAUCUCCAAUGCGUUUUCGGCGCUAGUUGGUGCUGGUGUUUUAUCAAAUAUGCAAGGGGUUUUGGGCCAUGCUGCUUGGAGAUGGCUAUUCUGGAUCGAGGGCGCCAUUACCAUGUUUAUUGCCAUCGUCGCAGCUUUCGUACUUCCGGAUCUACCACACAAUUCGCGUGGUUUCACGGAGGAAGAGCGUCAGGUAGCACAGUUGCGUAUGAUCGAGGACGUUGGCGAAGCCGACAUUGACGCAGAGAACCAGGGUGUUUUUGACGGUCUAAUUAUGGCUGUUAAGGAUAUUAAGAUUUACUUGAUGAUGCUUACCUUCACGGCUUAUGUUGUCGGUCUAUCGUUCAACGCCUUCUUCCCAACCCUUACCGGUACUCUCGGGUUCGACUACGUCGGAACACUCCUUAUGAGCUCACCUCCUUGGGCCUUUUCGUGUAUCGUUUCACUCAUAAACGCUUGGCACGCUGACAGAACCCAGGAGAAGUUCUGGCACAUCACUGGUCCCAUCAUUGGUGGAAUGGUUGGUUUCGUCAUCAGCAUGUCCACGCUGAAUGUAGCUGCUCGAUACGUCGCACUAUUCCUCCAAGCCAGCUCCUACGCCGGCUUCAUCGUUUUCUAUUCUUGGAUCAGUUCGUCAUUCCCUCGACCCCCAGCAAAACGAGCUGUCGCAAUCGCACUCAUCAACGCGUUCUCUCAAUUGGGCAACGUUGCGGGUAGUUACGUGUGGAACCUGAAAGAAAAUGGAUAUCGCAAGAGCUACGGCAUCGUGACGGCCAUGUUCGGAGUGACCAUCAUUGGAUGUUACGCCUUCCGCGCCAUCCUAGCGGAUCUCAACAACAAGCUUGAGGAGGGUGAGCGUUCUUGGGAAUCGCAACCUGAUGCGGCGUCGCACACGGCCGAGAUGGAGCACAUGGAUAGCCCCGAUGAGGCGUUGCGGAUGCAGAAGGGAUUCCGGUAUUUGUUGUAA
This is a messenger RNA of Annulohypoxylon maeteangense, 1551 nucleotides long. RefSeq names its product MFS general substrate transporter. Gene Ontology annotation, cellular component: membrane. The record is from RefSeq and is a predicted model, not a curated record. Gene Ontology annotation, biological process: transmembrane transport. The coding region runs from base 1 to 1551 and encodes 516 amino acids. NCBI's taxonomy places the organism in Eukaryota, Fungi, Ascomycota, Sordariomycetes, Xylariales, Hypoxylaceae. Gene Ontology annotation, molecular function: transmembrane transporter activity. The transcript is spliced from 5 exons.